Messenger RNA from Haplochromis burtoni (Burton's mouthbrooder), 6333 nucleotides. RefSeq names its product Rho GTPase activating protein 24 (gene arhgap24). Lineage: Eukaryota; Metazoa; Chordata; Actinopteri; Cichliformes; Cichlidae. Gene Ontology annotation, molecular function: GTPase activator activity. The record is from RefSeq and is a predicted model, not a curated record. Gene Ontology annotation, cellular component: focal adhesion. Bases 2520 to 4634 code for a protein of 704 amino acids. The transcript has 8 exons. Gene Ontology annotation, biological process: activation of GTPase activity; wound healing, spreading of epidermal cells; signal transduction.
ACAGCCCUAAAAAAGAUUAAUAUUAGUUUGUACACGCUCCAGAUAGCUUUUCUUCAAAUUCUUUAAUUCUCACUCGCUUUUGCGUAUGCGCGGAACUGCAGCGUCAGCGUUUUCUGCUGUUUUAGUGUGGACACGCAACUCUUUGAAAACAACUGAAAGCGCCGUUUUCAAAUCUAUCCGGGCUAGUGUGGACGUAGUCAAACGAACUUCAUUAGCUACCGGUGGUUGCAGGGGUUCAGGAGCUAAUCUCUAGGCCUGUGUGACUGAGGCUUAACAAAAUCCAACCAACAACAGCCAUUUGAGCCUCUCACUGUAGAAAUAAGAGCCUGAUGUUUUGCCACACUUACUUCAUUUUGGUCAUCUUUGGUUUGGAAGAGUCUGUCAUACACAUUGUUUCCUUUGUUACGCUAGAGUAUGCUAACUGACUGAGGAUUGAAACUAAUAUCUAAGGAGCAUAAAAAUGAUUUGAUUCAACAAAUUUAAGUUAAAUGAUUGUUAGGAGGGAUUGUAAUAUCAACAGCAAACCACUGCACAUUGAAUUUGAUGGUUUGACAGUUAACAAAAUACUUUUUUUUUCCCGCGCAGGAAGGCAACUUCCUACGCAAAACGCAACAUAAAUAUAGUUUUUGGUUUUAUAUGUUAGCAGCAGUUUGAUUAGUGGCUUCAGCCCACUUGCAUUUCUCUAUAACAACACAAUGUGUAGUUUGUGUGUUUUAGUGGUGGAACUAAAACCCAUGAGAAUCCACAUAAUAGCUCAGACUGUACCCUGUGUUGACUAGGGCCAUUUUUCAUGAAGCCAUGAUUGAUCAGCUGGUAAAUGGGAAAAGGCAUUUGCAAAAACAGCCCUAGAGGAUAAAAUACUGGAUGAAUGGAUAUGAAAUGUCGCCUGCUACAUUUUCAUACUUUACAAAAGAGGCGUUUCACUUAAUGAUGUGUCCUCCAUUAGCUGUCAUUCAGUCAAAAGAUGAUAAAUCACAAGCUUAUGCAAGCAAACUACUUUGCAUUCGAUCUGUGAAGGACAAUAAGUGGUACAUGCGUUGUUUAGCAUAAAGCUAAACACGCCAUAAUUGUAAUGUUACAUCUGGAUCGAACAGACUUGACAAAAAGCAGGAAAAGGGAGGCCGGCAUUUCCAGACAAUAUGCUGCAUGCCUUUUGUAUGUAGUAGAUGUUUGAGAUGUCCUCCUCACUCUCAUUUAGGCUCCAGGAUUCCAGACUUCCUCCUUUCUUGUAUCCAUGCAUCACAACAUCCCCGUUUGUGAGAAUCCAUGCCUCUCGAUCCUCUCGAGAAAAUGCAAAAAACAGUUUAAGCCAGAGAGAGAAGCAGGACAGGAAGCACAGAUGCUUACAUAACAGCCUUAUUCUGGGAGGGGGGCUUGGUAUUUGAAACUUGCAUACCAAUGUCCAUUAUCAGACUCCCACUCCAAUGUCUUUCCACAACCCCUGCCCCCCACCGUGUAUCUGAUAGGCCAGGUUUCAGUGAGUACACAUUUGGGCCUCCACUGAAGUAAGUUUCAGCUGGACUGUUAUACUGUGUUUGUCUGUCGGGGCCAGUUCAUAUGAAUGUCCAGACCAAUGGUAUGUAAACUGAUUUUUCCUCUGGGUAAAUAUUUAGAUCUCUUCCCACGUCUUUUUUUUUUUUCAUGUUUUCCUGUGUUUGACUCCCAACAGGUAGUGUUGGUGUUAAAUGUUAAAUACCUUUUCUGCCAGCUUCUCUCCCACUUAAAGGAAGCAAGUAAUGUGUAGUUCACCUACAAGUCUGGCUUGGACUGAAAAAGAUAAGAGGGUUAUUAAAGACCUUCCGUUCAGAGGGAGAAACCCCAGUGUCUCUGGGUUUCUUGGCCACCAGUAGCAACAGCCUUGCCGACCCUGUACAGCAGUAUUUAUAGAGCACUGUGGAUGAAUCAUUCGGCUGAGUGCCCAUUCUUCGUUCACCAGAUUUACAGGUCCCACUCCAGGGAGGGACGCCUGAUUUAUGAUGCAACCCACCUCCCUCCACCACUAGCUCCCACCCCACCCCACUCACUUCCUUCAGGGGCUCUUCAGAGAAGAGCAGACACACCAUCUUGCCUCCGGUUUGCCAUUUCACUCAUCGCUUUCUGUCCUGCAGUCGUUUCGCGUGUGUCUCAAAAAUGUGCUUCCUCCGCUCUUUCAGCUCCUUUGACAGAAGUAUACUGUAUAUUGAGAAAAAGGCUUCCUGAGAGGCAUGCAGACACGCUAGCCUUGGCCUGACCUCGCCUAACUGCCGCUGAUCGAUGUGUCACAUUGACCUGCGUUUGACUUAGCAAAAUGAAGUUGUAGAAGACUUAUAUGACGUGGAGGAUAAGCAAAGGAAGGUGGGGGAGAAUAUGAAGUGCAGCGGACUGUGUUUCAGCAGAAAAAUAGGGUGAUAGAGCUGCUAGUGGUGCACAACAAGAACAGAUGAAGAAGUGGCACGUGGGGGUCAGCAGUAAGCAGCAAGAGCGUGGCUUUCGCUACCUCAGCCUUCACCUGAGAGGGGGCACGUCUUCAUCUGCAUCCCAUGGAUCUAAACUAUAACCCAGGUGGAGAAAGAGAGCGGAUGACAGCCAACCAUGAGACCUACCUUCUUAUGGCCAGCACCCAGAAUGACAUGGAAGACUGGGUGAAGACAAUCCGAAGAGUCAUCUGGGCGCCUUUUGGUGGAGGGAUCUUUGGUCAGAAGCUGGAAGAGACCGUGCGGUAUGAACGCCGGUUUGGGAACAAGCUCGCCCCUAUGCUGGUAGAGCAGUGCGUGGAUUUCAUUCGGCAGAGGGGUCUUCAGGAAGAGGGCCUUUUCAGGCUGCCAGGACAGGCCAACCUGGUCAAAGAGCUGCAGGAUGCCUUUGACUGUGGAGAGAAGCCCUCUUUUGAUUGUAACACAGAUGUGCACACAGUAGCUUCUCUGCUGAAACUGUAUCUCAGAGAGCUGCCCGAGCCCGUCAUCCCCUUCCAGAAGUACGAUGAGUUCCUGUCCUGCGCCAAGCUCCUGGGCAAAGAUGAUGAAAUGGGUAUGAAGGAAUUGAGAAGGCUCGUGGAAAGUCUACCUCCAGUGAACUACAACCUCCUAAAAUACAUCUGCAGGUUUCUUGAUGAAGUCCAGUCAUAUUCAGGGGUGAAUAAAAUGAGUGUCCAAAACUUGGCCACAGUCUUUGGGCCAAAUAUCUUGAGGCCAAAAAUUGAGGAUCCAGUAGCAAUUAUGGAAGGUACUGUUCUGGUCCAGCAGCUCAUGGCUGUUUUGAUUGGUCACCACGACGUGCUUUUCCCCCGAGAUGAAGACAGCCCUACUGCCCUUGAGCUCGUCAACAACAAUAUUGAACAGCCACGGCGACAAACCACUACAUCUACCUCAGCCAUCACUACAGUGUCUCAGAAUGCUGAGAACAACAACACACAUGUUGUGCGGCAGUGUGUUUGGGAAGCCAACGAGUCUCCUUCACACCGUCAGCACGCAGACAACAGUGGCUCCCCACGAUCGGCAAGUCCCCGCAAUGGAGUCAUGGGACGCUUCGACGUCACCCGCAGUCCACCGCUGACCGUUAAAAAGAAUCCAGCUUUUAGUAAAGGCAGUGGCAUUGUUACCAAUGGGUCCUUCAGCUCCUCACCCUCUUCAGAUCCCACUGUGGAAAAGAGCCAGAGUGGAGGUGGCAGCUUACCGGUGCGUCGCAGUGGCACACUCAAAGGCUCGGGGACAAAAAUGGGCACCAGCGGCGUCACGAGUGGAAACAGCGCUACAGGGAAUGGGACUGGAGUUGUACGCAUGGGCGUUCAUGGGACUGACGCUGUCACAGGGAGUCCGAACAGCCGCAACAGCCUCUGGCAGCCGAAUGGCUGUGUAAUGUUACGGGAGAACAGCAAAGCUCGUGACUGCCACGGCGGAGAUCAGACAACCAAUCAGAAUCGUCUGUCCACAUACGAUAACGUGCAGCUAAACCAUCACAACCUGCAGCAGCAGAACCAGAUCACCAACACGUGUCUGAACACCAGCUGCGAGGACAAGCAGAGUGUGGACAGUGCCACCUGGUCCACUUCUUCCUGUGAAAUCUCCCUCCCUGACAACUCCACUUCCUGUCGCUCCUCCACAACCACCUGCCCAGAGCAGGACUUCUAUGGAGGGCACUACGAAGACUUGGAUGGACCAGCACAAGACUGCGUGCAUCCCCAGUCUGGCGAAGGAGGAGAGGGCAGAAAUGGCGACAGAGAAGGAAGUGGAGAGGUUGGGAGGAGCAGUCGGGGCACGAGCAGCAGUGAUAACAGCGACGGUUUUCCUGUUGGUAACGGACCCGGCAACCACAGCGCUCUGCACAGUCUAGUGGCCAGUCUUAAGCAGGAAAUGCACAAGCAGAAGGCCGAGUAUGAGGCCAGGAUAAAAAGUUUGGAGCAGCGUAAUUUGGAGCUGGAGACUGAAAUGGUGAACCUGCACGAGGAGCUGGACCAGGAGAGGAAGAAGUACACCAUGGCGGAGAUCAAGCUGCGCAACGCUGAGCGCGCCAAGGAUGACGCCGAGCGGCGAAACCAGAUGCUACAGAAAGAGAUGGAACAGUUUUUCUCCACAUUUAGUGACCUCACCGCAACUGGCAACGCCGCAGCCACCGAUCCCCGCCGACCAGAGCGAAACAACACCAUCUGGAUACAGUGAAGGAAGGCUGAAAAAAGAUGGCAGCCAAGACAGGAACUGGGUUAUUAUAAUGACGUGAACUUUAGAGAGACUCUAAACAAGAUUUGGCUGCUGAUCGAAGGAGGGAAAACACACUGCAAAGGGUAACGGCACGUUUUAAUUUAAGAAAUAGGAGAUAUAGGGCUGAUGUAAGCCGCCUCUAUAAAUGUAAACAUCACCUGGAGUGAUGCCAGAGUGACAUUAUCUGUAUAUAGCCUUAUUUAAACAGACGCUCAUGGACACACUCCAGUCUCCCAGAAGUGGUUGGGGUUUGUUCAGUUGUCUGGCUGGGAAAUGGAGCAAAGGGACAGUACACAACAGCCUAUGAGGACAUAUGGUACUACCAUUUUAUGUUAGCUCCGAGAUAGAAGGGAAGACAAAAUGUUAAAAAAAAAAAAAAAGAACAAUACCAACACCAACCUUGGACCUGAAAAUGCAGAAAAGACCACACCGAACUCCUCCUUUUUAUUCAUUUUUACCAUCUAACCAAAACACACCUUAGUGUUCAAUAUAUUUCUGCAUCUGCUCAUGUCAAAGAUGUCAUAUGUUGUAAAGAGAAGUAAAACUGACACUUCAUUGUUUUUGUGAUAUUUAAGCAAAGCUAUAAAAGUGUGCUAUUUUCUAUCAGUUUUUUUUUUUCUUUUUCUUUUGCACUUAAAUGUUUGUUUAGUCUCUGCAAGUUGGUACUGGAUGUUCUGUCGGUCUAUGUGUCGAUGCGUGUGCCUGUGCUUCUGUGCUGUUAUAUUUACCCAUGACCAAAAGAAAAAGAGCCUGUACUGUAAAUAUUGUAUAGAUAAAUGCAGACGUGACUAGAUUAGAUAGUUUGCAUUGUGGUUUACUGAUAUUCAGAUGGAUAUGGCAUGAAUUGAGUUGAUACUGAAGAAUGAUUUGUAGUUUGUUAGAGUACAGUUCAAGGUGUUGCACAGUGGGUUAUUGGCAUAAAUCUUUUAAGUCUUGAAUUCAGAAUUUCAGAUAAGAAACUGUAUGGCAUGCCGCUUUUAAAGAUACAGUUUGCUGAUUUUCGAGGCCAGCACACGUUUGUGGGUCAUAACUGUGAAAUAAUUGGGAUUUUAAAGCCUCUAAUUUGAUGACAUUAUCAGCCUGGCAGCAAAAUUCAGUAAUAAGUGGUAUGUGCAUGAUGGUUGCAUGAGUCUACGAGGGUCGGCAUACACUAACUGAAUGUUUGUAAAGUGACUGUAUAUGGAUGAAGUGUAUUUAUGUAGCCCGAAACCAAAUGUCUGCACAUGAUGUGGAUUUGCGAAUGAUUACAAAACGGGACACCUCUGAUAGAUCAGACCAGGAAUGGACCUGCGUCAGAGAGGAGUUGGUGCGUACACGUGUGCACGGACCUGCUGCUCGGCUUCUUUUUAAACCUGCUGCUGGUCAUUGCAGGACAUCUGGAAUGUGCAUAUGGAGUCAAAAAGAAGAAGAAAAAAGUGCCUGAACAAGUGAAGGAGGGAGAGGGGAGCCUGCGCUUCUCAUUUCACAGCCUUCACUGGGAAAUAAUGGGCUUAAGCCAAGCUGACAGUGUCACCUCGUUCUGUGAAUUCCACACAAAAGGGCGGAUUAUGGAUGGAGGGCCAGACGGAGUGGACGGGGAUAGUGGAAUGUUUUCAUGACAAUACUUGAUACACAAAGGAACUUUAAAAAUGACUUAAUAUGAAUAAAGAUGGAUUUUAAU